Beauveria bassiana ARSEF 2860 is the source of this 1422-nucleotide messenger RNA. Its product is annotated as monocarboxylate transporter. Gene Ontology annotation, molecular function: transmembrane transporter activity. Bases 1 to 1422 code for a protein of 473 amino acids. Lineage: Eukaryota; Fungi; Ascomycota; Sordariomycetes; Hypocreales; Cordycipitaceae. The transcript is spliced from 2 exons. The record is from RefSeq and is a predicted model, not a curated record. Gene Ontology annotation, biological process: transmembrane transport. Gene Ontology annotation, cellular component: fungal-type vacuole membrane.
AUGUCAGCGACUACGCCAGAGAAACACAGCGGCGGCGUCAUUGACGGCAUUGAGCGCACCAUUAGCAACAGCUUCGUCAAUGUCGACGGCGCCGUGUCGGUACCGCCUCUGGAAAAAAAGGGGAGCAGAGUUCGGGAUGAGGACGAGGAGAGGCAGCAGCAGGUCGACGACAGCAGCGAUGGGACGGCGGUCAACGACGACGACAAGGCGGGCGGGAAAGCGCCAGAUGGCGGGCUGCAAGCUUGGCUGGUUGUCUUGGGCGCUUGGUGCGCAUCGUUUUGCAGCUACGGCUGGAUCAACAGUGUCGGCAUCUUUCAACAAUACUACGCCCAAGGACCGCUCAAAACUUACUCGGCCAGCCAAAUCUCAUGGAUCCCCGCACUGCAAAUCUUCUUCAUGUCCUUCAUGGGCCCGCCCAUUGGCGUCCUCUUUGACCGCUACGGCCCCGAGAAGCUCCUCGUCGCCGGCUCCUUUCUGCACGUCUUUGGCCUCAUGAUGGCCUCCAUCUCCACCCAGUACUACCAGUUCCUGCUCUCCCAGGGCGUAUGCAGCGCCGUCGGCGUCGCCGCCGUCUUCCUCUCCUCGAUUGCCUGCGUGUCGGGCUGGUUCGACCGGCGGCGCGGCCUCGCGUUUGGCCUGCUCGCGACGGGCUCGAGCCUCGGCGGAGUGGUGCUGCCCAUCAUGGUGACGCGGCUCAUUGACGGCGUGAGCUACGGGUGGGCGAUGCGCACGGGCGCGUUCCUGAUUGGCGCGCUGCUCGUCGUGUCCAUUUGCACGGUGCGGCGACGCACCGGCAUCGCGCCGCAGACGCACUUUACCGCCGCGCAGAUGCGGGCGCCGUUUGCCGAGCCCGCAUUCAUGCUCAUCCUCGGCGGCCUGUUCCUGAUCCCGUUUGGCCUGUACACGCCCAUCAACUACCUGCCGACGGCGGCCGUCGACGGGGGCAUGGGCCGGCAGCUCGCGCAGUACCUGGUGGCCGUGUACAACGGCGCCAGCCUCGUCGGACGCCUCUCGUCGGGCAUCCUCGCGGACCGCUUCGGGCGCUUCAACGCCUUCAUCGCGUCGUGCUACGUGGCCGGCGUGCUGGUGCUGGCCAUGUGGAUCCCGGGCACCGACAACGCGACGACGGUGGCCUUUGCCGCGCUGUUUGGGCUCUUCUCGGGCGCCUACAUUGCGCUGCUCGUCGCCCUCGUCGCGCAGGUGUCGCCGCUCCGCGAGAUUGGCUACCGCAACGGCGUCGCCUGCCUGGCGCAGUCGGUGGGCGGCCUGCUGGCGACGCCGAUUGCGGGCGCCAUCAUUGACAAGCCCGGCGGCCUGGUGGGCGUCAAGGUGUACGCGGGCGUGUUUCUGGUGGCGGGCACGACGAGCGUCAUGAUGGCGCGGCUGGUGUUGACAAAGUGGAAGCUAAGGGCGGUGUUGUGA